ACAGUUUCGAAGAUAACCUUAAAAGUACGGAAAGUUGGGAACGUGACUGCGAUAGGGCGACCGCGUGAUAAUCACAUUCUGGAUAGUUCGUUCGUUUGACGAUUCAAACGUGCCAAAACGUGCGUGUCAAGGACGAGUCUCUUUGUUUCCCGAGAGCACGGGGGAGGAGCAUGCGAGUAUUUACGGAGACACGUGGACCGUACAGUAAUCUUAACGACACGUCAUAGCGUCCGUCUCUACGUGGUGGAAAUUUACAACGCCGCAUGUUUUUCAGUGAUACCGAUGGCACAUGUGGUGGUGUUGAUAGAAAUAAUAUGUUCGAUUGUGCAUGCAUGGAAGAUUAUGUUGUCGACAUUUGAAGAUGGAUUGUGACGAAAAGAAUUUGAUAAAUGUUAACUGGCAAUGCGACCUGCAUAUACCUUAAAUUCAGUGUUUUGUGUCGUGUUCUUCUCAUGCAAGAUACUGGCAAUUAAUGCCUUGUGAAUCUAGUGCCUCCUUGGAAAGCUGUUUUAAGCAAAUUUCUACAGCAAGUGAGCAAACGCAUCUAGUUUAAGCCAAAAUAAAUCAUGACUGAGAUUAGUAUAGAUAGUCUACGAAAUCUCAUCACACACUUUGCAAAGAACACCUAUAGAACCAAGGAUGCAGAUGUCACGAAUCAGGAAAUCAUGCAGAGGUGCAUGUUGCUUGCGGCCUUUGAUUAUGAAUAUUCUACAAUUGAUAACAGCGGAGGUGACCUUUGCGCCCAUUACCCUAGCUAUCUUAUAAUGUUAGAACAUGACAAAUUUCGAAAUUCGAAAAAUUGCGAUACAUUGGUACCAUCGCCAUAUGUAUUGGAAAAUAUGCUCAUCAAGAGGAAUAAGCUCAUAAAACUGAUGAUACGUUCAAGAUUUGCCAGAUGUCGUUCAAGAUUUCCAGUGCCAGUGAUACUUUACAAAGGUAGACAUGUAUGCAGAUCCUCAACGUUGUCCAGUGGACCAGAAGUGUUCGGUAGAGCUGGGUUAGAUUUCUUGCUAUCUAGUGUAGGCAGCACAAGUUCAGUGCAGCCAGUUACACAGGUAGAAGAAAAUUUACCCAAGGAGGAAUCCAAGCUGACUGACUUGAAAGAUAAAGUUAGAUAUUACGAUAUUGAACUUCUGAAAACUCUUAAUGUAGGAACCAUCGUAGACUUCAUGGUGGAGAAGAAGAAAGUUAAAUAUGGGAUGACCGUAACUUCGUCGGAGAAGGUAGACCAAGGAAGGAGGUACAGCGACUUUAACCUCAUUUCACUGCCAUAUCCUGGAUGUGAAUUCUUCAAGGAAUUUAGAGACCAAGAUUAUCGAUCGAAGGAUCUAGUGUUUAACUGGUGCCAGAAUUACAUUGAUGCGCCAAUAUGUGUACCUGAAGACCCAAUCUCCAGUCAAUUACGAGUCAGCUGGAAUCAGUAUACAGAAUGGAAUCUAGUCAAAUUAACGCAGAACUAUUUAAAAUUGAUACUGAGAUAUCUGAAUGAUAGUAAUAACGGAUUAUUGAUUCACUGUAUCUCAGGUUGGGACCGUACACCGCUAUUUAUUUCAUUACUGAGAAUUAGUCUCUGGGCCGAUGGUGUCAUUCAUACAACAUUGGAUUCGUAUCAACUACUGUAUUAUACCAUCGCUUAUGAUUGGAUGCUCUUUGGACAUGAUUUAGCAGACAGACUCAAUAAAGGAGAAGAAAUACUUUUCUUCUGUUUUGAUUUCUUAAAAUAUAUCGAAAACGAACAAUUUAGCAUACACAAACAUUAUGACAGAACGUCAAAAUAUAGCGAAUCAGAAACUUUUGUGAUUGAUAGCGAGUCUUUCGAAAUCAUUACAAACUCAAGUUUUAGUCCAAAAAACAGUUCAUCUAGUUCUAUUGAACAAAAUAGCGUAGAUGGUGAUUCAUCGGCAGCUGUGUUCUUUACUGAUUCCACUGAUAAUCAAGAUGAUUCACGCAACAAUAUAAAUGUUGCUCACGGGACAUUUACUACAUCUCCAAAUAAAGAUAGUGGUGCCGUACAAGAAUCGCGCUCAUCAUUGUCUGCAAAUCGUACAUCUCCGAUUGGUGUUCCAAUACCGCGCAAUCCCCAUGUUCGACAACGAAACGAUUCAACAUCUUCAGGCGAUUCGUGGCAAUUGGUAACGGGGACUGGUAGCCUAUGUGGUUCCACGACUGCUAAUGCUCCGCACCUAGACAACGUAUUAGCACCUGAUUCAGAUUGCAAGCCAUCAUGUACUACUUGCCGCAGAACUCGACGUACAUCGCAAGAACGCAACGUAAAUGAUGAUGAAAAUUGUGUAACGCAUACACAACGUAGAGAACGAUUACAUUGUCUUCGAAAUAUAUUUUAUAAGGCUUAUGGACCUCAUGGAUUUCGAUUGAAGGACGAAUCAGGUGGUAUCAGCCAAUAUAUAGGAAACAUUGUUGGGAUGACUUCCAUUCAGCGCACAUCCUAGUGGCAAAUGUUAUUGUGUGACUUUUCAAGAGCAUGAAUUUACGGUCGAUUUUUCCUAUUCUAAGAUCACCUGAUCAUGAUCCUGAUUUAUUAUUCAUUAGUUCUCAUUUUCUUUAAACACAUUUCUUCCAUUCCUUAGUCC
Mycetomoellerius zeteki is the source of this 2591-nucleotide messenger RNA. RefSeq names its product Egg-derived tyrosine phosphatase (gene EDTP). Gene Ontology annotation, biological process: dephosphorylation. The coding region runs from base 567 to 2450 and encodes 627 amino acids. NCBI's taxonomy places the organism in Eukaryota, Metazoa, Arthropoda, Insecta, Hymenoptera, Formicidae. Gene Ontology annotation, molecular function: phosphatidylinositol-3-phosphate phosphatase activity. The record is from RefSeq and is a predicted model, not a curated record. The transcript is spliced from 8 exons.